Ruditapes philippinarum (Manila clam) is the source of this 3288-nucleotide messenger RNA. RefSeq lists its product as uncharacterized. The transcript has 4 exons. The coding region runs from base 118 to 1371 and encodes 417 amino acids. The record is from RefSeq and is a predicted model, not a curated record. NCBI's taxonomy places the organism in Eukaryota, Metazoa, Mollusca, Bivalvia, Venerida, Veneridae. Gene Ontology annotation, biological process: Notch signaling pathway; protein ubiquitination.
GGUAAAUUAAUUGUGUCCAGUGCCUGUGAGUUAGGCCGGGUGUUUCAGAGAGAGACUGUUAAAAUAGCUAUAGAUACAAAAGGCAACAUAAUACAUUCAAGUUUGAAGUAUGUGAAAAUGGGGACCAUGUCUUCUAGGGAAGAAGAGAUUUUCAACAACGCUAGGGAAGAAGAGAUUUUCAACAACGCUAGGGAAGAAGAGAUUUUCAACAACGCUAGGGAAGAAGAGAUUUUCAACAACGCUAGGGAAGAAGAGAUUUUCAACAACGAUUUAGAUGACAACCACAUAGACACUAUGCAGGAAGAUAUCGAAGAAGAUGAAUUCAUGGCAGGUUUUGCAAAUUUGUUUAUUGAAACAAACUCUUCAAAUGAAAAGGAAGAAAAUAAAAUGGACAUAUGUUUUGGGUUUUCAGACGAAUUUUUUACUGACAACAUGGAACAAGAAAAUGAUUUAGGACAGGUUGCAGCGUGUGCAUUGAAAAAUAAACAAACAAACGUUAUAAACGAUUCGGACUCGGAUUCUGAUAUUAAGUUUAAUUUAUUUGGUGAUAGUGACGACGACGAUGACCGUCCAACUUUAGUCAGUAACAUCAAAACAUUACCCGGAAGUAUCUUAACAAAUUCUGAUAAACAUUAUGGGUCACAAGGUUCGGAAACGAAACCGAAAGUGAACACUAGAAGCACAAUGUUUCCGCAAAGUUCUGGUUUGAAUCAAGUUAAUAAGGGAAUAUUGGGACUUUCGUUAAGUGAUUCUCAACUUACGAAACCGGAGUAUACCGGUCCAAAACCAGAGGACGACGACUUUUGCAGCAUAUGUAGAGAUUCUCACACAAAUCCGAAAACUUUGAAAAAAUGCUCGCAUAGUUUUUGUACUGAUUGUAUAGACGAAUAUUUUAAAAUCAAACCAGAAUGUCCGAAUUGUUUCGUUGCCUAUGGAGUUAUAAAGGGUAACCAGCCUGAGGGGUAUAUGAGUGACAGUAUAUCAAAAGUAAAACUUCCUGGAUACGAACAGUAUAAUACUAUUGUUGUAUCAUACGGUUUCUCCGAUGGAACUCAAACUAGUGAACAUCCGAAUCCGGGACAGCAGUAUCACGGUACCAGUCGUACAGCCUAUCUCCCAAACUGUCCCGAGGGUCAAAAAGUUCUGAAGUUACUAAAAGCAUCUUUCAAAAGACGUCUGACAUUUACAAUUGGAAGGUCAAGGACAACUGGUUGUGAUAAUGUAGUCACGUGGAAUGAUAUACACCAUAAAACAUCGACAAGUGGUGGCCAGGAAAAUUUCGGCUAUCCAGAUCCGACAUAUUUGACUCGAGUACAACAAGAACUAGCAGCAAAAGGUGUUACAGAAGAAAGUGUUGAUGAAAAUCCGUAAUGUGUGUUUAGUUGUAACUUUAUCUGUGAUACACAAGGUAAAUGCCCUAUAAUGACUGUUUGAAGUUUCAGCAAUAAGUUACAAGUAUAAUGUUUUAAUCUGACUGUUCUGUUGACAUGCUCCGAUGUUUUCUGACGUCCAUAAUGACAAAAAUGUAUCCAAAUAUCAGGUACAUAUUAGAGAGUGAAAUGGCAGAAACAUUCCGGCUUUCAUUAUGGGCCAUUUACCUUAUACUGGUCAAUUAAGUGUAGUUACAUUUAUGCAGAAUGAUGUUUACAAUAGGCUUGCUAAUAUGUGUAAAUUUAUGUUUAGAAUUAUCCACAUUUACCACAUUAUUAUGACCUAGUACAUAUAAUCCAGCUAAAUUGACCGGCAAAAGUUACUAACCGGCUAUCGCCUCGGUCAAUAUGACAUUAACAGGUGUAUAUCGCAUCAUAUUCAGUGGCUCACUAGUCAAACACUGUUUAAUAUUCUAUGCAUUAUAACCACUGGGAUUAAUGUAAGCAUACUUUAUAAUGUCACGUGCUCACUGCUGAUGUGUUAUAAUCUUUAUUCUGCUGAAUUUCUUAAAUUGUCUUGUCGGUUCUUACAACCUGGACAAACUUCAUAAUUAUUAGAGAAAAUAUUAUAACGAGUACUGGACUGAAUAACAAACAGUGUACUAGCAAAAUACGAGUAAUUAUAGUUUUAUAAAAACAAUGAAAAUAAAACCAGCAUCAUUUCAUCCGGAUCCUGAUCUUUUCUUAAUGGACACGUGACCGGUUCUAACCAUAACACACUUCGAGAUCGCAGAAUAGAUGACAAAGUGACAUUAUGCUCAUUUUUUUUCACUGUUGAUCAAACUGAGUUGAAUUAGUAUAUAUUACAAAAGAUUGAUUUUUAUUAUAGUGAUUGACCAAUAAUUGAUAAUUGGUUUUAAGAACUGAACAGUACCAAUUCAUGCUGAACGCUAUUUAUAGAAAUGUCUGUUAGUCACUGUAUUAUUGAUCAUUCUUAUAAUGAAAUAUGAAUUUGAAUACAAUUAUAGUAAAAUGUCUAGUUAUUUCGACUUUUACCUGCUCAUUGACUAUAUACUUUUGCAUUGGCAUAAUGUUAAUGGCUUUAAUAAACUAUCUUUAAAAAAGAAUAAACUCUUAAGCAAACAGAUACCGAAAAGAGCUUUGUCAUUGUUAGCAUUCAUAUUAGAUUGCAAAAUGCUCGUGAUAAUGUUAAAUAAACAUAUUUUGGUAAGCUUUUCGUUUUAUUUAUUUCAUAGUUUAUAUGUGUGUUAUAUUUUUGUAUUUUUGAGAUACUUAUAAACGUUUAUAUUAAUAAGCAUUGAAUGUAGUCAAUGUACAUAUAAAGUAAUGUUUCCGACGAUUAGUUUUAUGUCUACAGGAAUUAUUUAGUAUGCGGCUUAUUUUUGAAUUAUCUCCCUUAUUCCAUGUUUUUUUAAAUUUUAAAUCUUAUCUGCUUUUUAACGCUGUCAGAAGUCAGUGACUUAGUCAAUCAUGGUAACAUAGAUACAAUGGAGCGUAUUUUGAAGACAGUAGAUGACAAACACGUUAUAUAGUAAAAAUUACGAAGAUUUUAUGGAGAACGAAUACUUGUUUACAAACAUUUUGUUAUUAGAAUAUGUAUGAUGUUUUAGUGACAUUAUAUGCAUUUAUUAGAAAAUACAGGGGAGUAUAAUUCAAUGUAAAAUGGCUGACAAUCCGCAACUUGUAAUUAAAAACAGUCACUAAUGGGGUCACUUUAGAACGACAUAAUAAAUAAACGGAUUACGAGUAAGUUUUUGUUUGCAGUAUUUAAUUUCAUUUAUGUUAUUGUUCGGUCAUUUUCAUAGCAUGAUAUUGUAUCACAUGCGUUGCAUCAGUAUUGUAGAUUACGUGAAAUAUGCUAAUCAAAAUACAUGAUAAUAUUAACUUAUUAAUAUUU